Messenger RNA from Sceloporus undulatus (fence lizard), 2340 nucleotides. RefSeq names its product platelet derived growth factor C (gene PDGFC). Gene Ontology annotation, biological process: positive regulation of cell migration; positive regulation of ERK1 and ERK2 cascade; positive regulation of protein autophosphorylation. NCBI's taxonomy places the organism in Eukaryota, Metazoa, Chordata, Lepidosauria, Squamata, Phrynosomatidae. Gene Ontology annotation, molecular function: growth factor activity; platelet-derived growth factor receptor binding. The transcript is spliced from 6 exons. The coding region runs from base 1001 to 2059 and encodes 352 amino acids. Gene Ontology annotation, cellular component: membrane. The record is from RefSeq and is a predicted model, not a curated record.
GGGGAAGAGAGGUGGGCUCAGGUCCGCCUCUAAAGCGGGGCUCUGCUUCUGCUUCUCCUUCUUGGUUUUAGGCUUCAGAGGAGCCCUCAAGUCCUUAGAAGGCUCUGCCUGGGAAGCAGGGAGGGAGCAGCAAGGCUUUUGGGGUGGAGCAGAGAAAAAAGGCUCCUUCUUCUCCAGGGGGAGGCAAGAGGGACGAGGCAGCUGAGGUAAAGGGGGUUGUGCCGCUCUCCUAAAGGUCCCCAAUUGGGGCGUCUGGAGGCUUGUUGUCCCUCCUUGUUUCCCCCGCUUCCUCUCCCCGCCUUCCCUCUCCUUUCUGUUUUCUUUUCCCUUCCCUCCCUCCCCCUUCGAGGAGGGGGCAAUGGCAGCCCCACGCGAAGAAGGGAGCAGAGCCACCGACUUGAAGCAGCCUUGCUUUCUAGCCAGGCGCUGAGGGGGGAAAGAGGCUGCUUGGAGACCCCCUCCCCCCAACCUUUCCCUCCCCGGGAGGCUUCCCCCUUCUCUUUCCCCCUCUUUCAGCAGGUCUGGCUGGAGCUGACAGGUGCGCCUUCCAGCCACCAAGACCCCCUCCCCCCUGCCCCCUCCCUUGACUUAUUUCCCCAGACCUCCCUCCUUUGCCACAACUUUGCUCAGGAUUGCUGCCUUUUGGAGAGGCUCCGGAUUAUUAUGGUUUAAACCUGAGGAGAAGGAGGAGGAGGGAGAGAAAGAGAGGGGAAGAAAACCCUGGAGACGCAGGAUCAAGAGGGGGAAAAGACAUCAGAGGGAGAGAGAGAGAGAGAGAGGAGGGGGGGGAGCAAAAAAAGUUUUGGAUGGGAUUAUGUGGAAACUACUCUCCUCUCUGCUGCUGCUGCUGGAGGUGGUGGUGGUUCUCCAACAGGCUCAGUGCUGCCCCCGCCUCUGCCUCCUCUCCACUGGGGCAGCUUUUGGGGGCUGAGCGAAGGCUUGACCCGGCCCCUGGCCCUCGGCAAAGGGCUCCUGCCUGUCCCCCCGAGCAAGAGGCCAAAUGCUCCUCUUCGGACUCUUCUUCUGGCUGCUGCUGACAUCUGCCCUGCUCAGCCAAAGGCAGCAGCAGCAGCAGGCGGCGCGCGCCGAGUCCAACCUCAGCAGCAAGUUCCAGUUCUCCAGCGCCAAGGAGCAGAACGGGGUGCAAGAGCCACAACAUGAGAAGAUUAUUACGGUGUCUACAAAUGGAAGUAUUCACAGCCCAAAGUUCCCAUAUACUUAUCCCCGCAAUACAGUAUUGGUGUGGCGAUUAGUAGCAGUGGAGGAGAAUAUGUUGAUACAACUCACUUUUGAUGAAAAAUUUGGGCUUGAGGACCCAGAAGAUGAUAUAUGCAAGUAUGACUUUGUAGAAGUUGAAGAGCCUAGUGAUGGAAGUAUUUUAGGACGGUGGUGUGGUUCUGCUGCUGUUCCAGGCAAACAGAUUUCCAAAGGGAACCAAAUCCGGAUUAGAUUUGUUUCAGAUGAAUAUCUUCCUUCUGAACCUGGAUUCUGUAUUCAUUAUACCCUUCUUACAUCACAUCAUACAGAAUCUACCAGUCCAACCGUGCUACCACCAUCAGCUUUACCAUUAGAACUGCUAAACAAUGCUGUUGCUGGAUUUAGUACAGUGGAGGAACUUAUCAGGUAUCUUGAGCCAGAUAGAUGGCAAUUAGAUUUGGAAGACCUAUACAGACCAACUUGGCAACUUCUUGGAAAAGCUUACAUUCAUGGGAGAAAAUCUAGAGUUGUAGAUUUAAACCUUCUGAAAGAGGAGGUACGAAUGUAUAGCUGUACUCCGCGCAACUUCUCUGUUUCUCUACGGGAGGAGCUGAAACGAACGGACACCAUCUUCUGGCCACUUUGUCUGCUGGUUAAACGUUGUGGUGGAAACUGUGCCUGCUGUCAGCAUUCUUGUACUGAGUGCCAAUGCGUCCCCACAAAGGUUACUAAAAAAUAUCAUGAGGUCUUGCAACUGAAGCCCAGGAGCGGUGGAAAAGGAUUGCAUAAAUCUCUGACUGAUGUACCUUUGGACCAUCAUGAGGAGUGUGACUGUGUAUGUAGAGGGCAUUCAGAAGGAUAAAAGGAACUAGAUGUGCUUCUCCUUCUUUUACAGAACAUACAAAGAGUGGCUGAUGUUGUUCUGGGGUUGUGCAUUAAUUUCCUUCUGUAAUCUCAGUUGUUUGCUUUGGGACUCUUCAGUCUUCUGGAUUUGACACUGCUGGGGCACAAAGAGAGAAGAAAUCAAACUGGGAUUACACAUGCAAUGUAACAAGAUGAUUGCUUGAAGGCCCCCUAUCAGGAUGAACAGAAGGAGGUAUCAACGAGGAACUGUUUUUCUCUGCUCAAUAUAUAUAUAUAUAU